UUUCACACUCUCCUUCCUUCCUCACGCAACCUUCACAUUCUCAUCUGUUCCCACACUUUUACAUUUCAUCGCGCAACCCGUCCACACUCACAACCAUACAUCUUUCACAUAACAUUCUUUGAUCAGUUCCAUUGAACAUCGUCAAUUUCAUCAUAUAAGUUCACAAAGCAUUACAAGAUGCCAGCAGAGAAAGCUGAGAACGGCUCUGUCGAGGUCGCCGACAAUUCGCUCUCAUCGAAUGACGCCAAGAUCAUCAACGUCAUUCUGAAGCACUGCAUAGAGAGCGCCAGACCAACCUCCGUGAUCUGGGAGAACGUCUGCAAGGAGCUUAACUUCAAGACCGCCGAGGUUGCCCGCGAGCGCUACCGGCAGCUAUGCAAGAAGCACCACUGGUUCGAGGGCAGCAAGGACAACAUGCCAACCCCGACGACGAGCCCCAAGAAGCGUGCCCCCAACCAAGCUGCGACCUCCCAGCUUCCUAAGGAGAACGGGGCCACGAGCGCUACUAGUGGUUGGGAGGCGGAUGUUAACAGCUCCACCCCCGUCAAGAAGCGCAAGUUGAACAAGAUGGCCCGAGCAACCAAGCAGAAGACCGUCAAGGGAAACGAUGCUAAGAAGCGCUGUACCCAAGCCAAGCGCGUGGUGUCGGAUAGUGACGAGGCCUAGUCCAUAAUAGCUCUUUGUCAGAUCAGCACUCUAUGUGGACUUGUUCGAUUCGCUGCCAAGAUCGCAGGUUUAUAUCAACUGUCGUAGAGUGCUAAUGUUACAGAGCUUUUGACAUGGUCGCCGGCUCCUAUUCAUGUCAACACCAUCAUAGUCGGAUAACGCACUCGCAUUAAUGUCACUUGUUAGGCCUUUAGCAGUCCAUGUCACUCCUGCUAAGCAACGCGGUCGGGGGUGUUACCGGGGGAUUGUCGUUGGAGGUCGGCCACUUUACGGUCAUUAUAUUGUCGACCUGGUUGUUUUGUCUCGCUGGUUUCCUUUGCGGUUGGGCUAUGUUGUGGUCAUGAAACCACGAGUCGUUGGCUUUCGCAGUGUAGUUAGGAUGGUUUGGUUUGUCGAGGCAACUCGGUAGUGCAGUCUAGUCGCAAAUCAGUGUGUAAUUGACGUCUUCAUCCCAAAUCCGAUUGGUCAAUCCUUGUGUGCCCCAUCCCCCUAUGUUCGAUUUGAGCCAAUUGCUUGCGUCCCAUAUUCACCUGAGACAUUGUAAAAGAAUUAUCUUAUAUAAAAUCUUUCCUUCUGCUAUUUUAUCGUUGACGUAGGAGGGCUGUACUCGUAAUUUUAUCUUCUUU
Molecule: messenger RNA, 1292 nt
Organism: Annulohypoxylon maeteangense
Lineage: Eukaryota; Fungi; Ascomycota; Sordariomycetes; Xylariales; Hypoxylaceae
Exons: 2
Coding region: 178-666 (162 amino acids)
Source: RefSeq, a predicted model, not a curated record